This is a messenger RNA of Hemiscyllium ocellatum (epaulette shark), 1408 nucleotides long. Its product is annotated as acylphosphatase-1-like. Gene Ontology annotation, molecular function: acylphosphatase activity. The record is from RefSeq and is a predicted model, not a curated record. Lineage: Eukaryota; Metazoa; Chordata; Chondrichthyes; Orectolobiformes; Hemiscylliidae. The transcript has a single exon. Bases 16 to 357 code for a protein of 113 amino acids.
UGCCGGCCUGUUGCUAUGGCGUCCGGCGGUGAGGGACCGCUGCUCUCAGUGGAUUUUGAAGUGUUUGGCAAAGUGCAGAGAGUUUUCUUCCGGAAACACACACAGAAAGAGGCGAAGCGGCUGGGCCUGGCCGGGUGGGUGGAGAACACGGAGCAGGGGACGGUGCGGGGCCAGCUGCAGGGAGCCGAGGAGCCGGUGCGGGCCAUGCAGACCUGGCUGCGCCGGACAGGCAGCCCCAAGGCCCGGAUCGACCGCGCCGCGUUCAGCAACCAGAAGCGAAUCCAGCGCCGGGACUACAGCGACUUCCACAUCAUCAAGUCACCGGCGGCGGGGCUCGCUCAGCCCGACAGUCACUGAGAGGAUGCGGUCAGGUAGCGGGAGCUGUCCGGCUCCAGCCGCUUCUGAAGGGAGCUCCGUGAGAAACAGAAUCCGCCGCCGCCGCCGGUAACCCCGAGCUGGGAAUUAAACCUCCUCUCCCUAAAGUUCACCCAUAACCUUUCCUCUGUAUGUUAACGGACUAGUGUUAUUUAUUGUUGUUUGUCUCCAGUUUUUCCGGACUGUGUUUCAACUGGGUCCACAGUUGACUUGGAUGUUUUCUCCUUGUUGCUGUUUGUUUGGGGGUUUUUUUUCCCGGAGGUUGGAUGAUGAUGGUGAGUGGGAUUGACGUCCGGCUCUGGCCACCAUGGACAGAUCCCGAGGGAGAUUCCUGUUAACGCGCCAGAACAAUCUUCCCAACUUUGGAGCUCCUUCCAACCAACCUGGGAUAGUUUUUGAAUGCUCCCGUUUGUUGUAAGAUUUGUGUUUGGCUGAAUUUAUCCAACUUGAAAGAAUGCUACUGUGAAUAAGGCGUGACUUUUUUAUGCCAAAUGAAAAGCACGAUUCUGCUUUUUCAUUAUUUUCACGUGAAAGGAUUUAAUCCGACUCUAAAACUGAAAGCAAAAUAGCAUUACGUAAAAGUGGCCAAGGUUAGAGAGUCAACAUCGCUUAGUUGGAAAUAACUCGCCUCCUAAGCAAGGCUGGCACUUGGCACCACAGUGUUCUAUGUGUAGUUAAUGUGAAGGUUAAUACCAUAAAUCUAAAUUUUAUAUCAUUGAAAGUACGCCCCCAGAAUGGGAUAUGAAACAAAUGUUCUAUUCCACUGUUCCUGCACUUCAUGAACAUCCCAUUGGCAAUAAUUCAGUGAGGAUUAUCAAGGGGUUCUGGUGUCAGAACUAACAUUCAUCUUCCAGGAUCAUUUUUCCAAUUUUUGUUACUGACAAGUUGCCUUGCACACAAUAGUUGACAUAGCUAGCCACAACCAGUGCCAAAGAAUCUAUUGUUACGUGAAGUGGUUUUCUUUAAUGCACCAAAAAAUUGCUUUGGAUCAAAUAUUUGGAUCUGACACUGUUUUGUAAUGUUUUAUGUGAAG